Messenger RNA from Oncorhynchus nerka (sockeye salmon), 3557 nucleotides. RefSeq names its product signal recognition particle subunit SRP68-like. NCBI's taxonomy places the organism in Eukaryota, Metazoa, Chordata, Actinopteri, Salmoniformes, Salmonidae. Gene Ontology annotation, molecular function: signal recognition particle binding; endoplasmic reticulum signal sequence receptor activity; 7S RNA binding. The coding region runs from base 311 to 2104 and encodes 597 amino acids. The transcript is spliced from 16 exons. Gene Ontology annotation, cellular component: signal recognition particle, endoplasmic reticulum targeting. Gene Ontology annotation, biological process: SRP-dependent cotranslational protein targeting to membrane. The record is from RefSeq and is a predicted model, not a curated record.
AAGAUGGUGGUGUACGCUUAUCUUGGCAAAUUAGAAAAUGCUCACUGACAGGGAUGUAAACGAAUGUGUGCAAAACAUUUUAGAGAAAUUAGCUUUUUGUGCGUAUGGAACAUUUCUGGGAUCUUUUGUUUCAGCUCAUGAAACAUGGGACUAACACUGUUACGUUUAUAUUUUUGUUGAAUGUUAUAAGCGUUAUUGGACUGUUUUGAAUCGUGUAUUUCGCUAUUGUUGCGUGUCAUGUGUAUUAAAACGUUGUCUACUUCCGGUGCAUUUUUUCGGGUCUGUUUGGACGUGUGCUACUAGUAGAAAAAUGGCCUCCGACAAGCAAAAUGAAGGGAAAAUAUUACCUAUGGACGAGAAUAAAGAAAAUGCAACGGAAGAUGGAAUAGGACUGGAGAUUCUCCAGAUCAUCAAGGAUUCCCAGCAACAACAUGGCUUGCGACACGGGGAUUAUCAAAGAUACAGGGGAUACUGCUCCCGGCGCUUGCGUCGUCUGCGCAAGACCCUGGGCUUCAAGUGCGGCAACAGGCACAAGUUCACUGGGAAGAAAGUGACUGUCGAGAUGCUUUCUGACAACCGGUACUCUGACAACAGGUAUCUACUGCUGGUACUGAUGGAGGCUGAGAGGGCGUGGAGCUAUGCCAUGCAGCUGAAGCAGGAGGCCAACACAGAGCCCCGCAAGCGCUUCCACCUGCUGUCCCGCCUGCGGAAGGCCGCCAAACAUGGAGAGAGGCUGGAGAAGCUGUGUGAGAGCCCUCGUGUGGAUGCCAAGACCAAACUGGAAGCACAGGCCUACACCUCCUACCUGAGUGGCAUGGUGCGCUUUGAGCUGCAGGAGUGGAAGGCUGCCACGGAGGCCUUCAACAAGUGCAAGACAAUCUAUGAGAAGCUGGCCAGUGCCUUUACUGAGGAGCUGGCAGUGCUGUAUCACCAGCGUGUGGAGGAGAUCUCGCCCAACAUCCGCUACUGUGCUUACAACAUCGGUGACCAGAACGCCAUGAAUGAGCUGAUGCAGAUGAGGCUCAGUGCAGGAGGAGGAGGAGGCAUGAUGGCUGAGAAACUAGAGGCCCUGAUCACACAGACGAGAGCCAAGCAGGCAGCCACCAUGAGCGAGGUGGAGUGGCGAGGCCGAACGGUGCCCGUCAAGAUCGACAAGGCCCGCAUCUUCCUGCUGGGCCUGGGUGACAACGAGGCCGCCAUCGCCCAGGCAGCCAAUGAGGAGACCAAGGAACGUCUGUACGAGACCCUACUAGCCGAGUGCAGAGACACCAUCCAGGCUGUGAGAGAGGAGCUGAAGACUGAAGCGAAGCAGCGAGAGAGAUCUGAUGAAGCCAGUGGCAAGGUGUCCAACCUGCAGUUCCUGCACAGCUACCUGACCUACAUCAAGCUGUGGACGGUGGUGAAGAGGAACGAGAGCAUGGCCCACAUGCUGCAGGCCAAGCUGAAGGAGCCGCAGAUGGACGAAAACAAACGGGGCCCUCGCCCCCAGGACCUCAUCCGCCUGUACGACAUCAUCCUCCAGAGUCUGGCUGAGCUGUCCACCCUGCAGGGGCUGGAGGAAGAUCACACCUUCCAGAAGGAGGUGGCCCUCAAGAUGCUGGUCUACAAGGCCUACAGGUGUUUCUUCAUAGCCCAGUCGUACGUGCUGGUGAAGAAGUGGAGCGAGGCUCUGGUCCUGUAUGAGCGGGUCCUGAAGUACGCCAAGGAGGUCCAGUCCAAGGCUAAGAGCCUCAACAACAGCCUCAAGGAUCUGCCUGAUGUGCAGGAGCUGAUCACAGAGGUCAACGCUGAGAAAUACUCGCUUCAGGCGGCGGCCAUCUUAGACACGGAGGAUGCUCCUGAAGCACCCUCUCAGCAGAAGGUGAAAGACAACACGCCUCUGUGUGAACGUCUGGAUACCUUCCACCUGGACCCCACCCUGGUGGGGAAGCAGCCCAACCUGGUCCAGUUCCCCCCUGACUUCCAGCCCAUCCCCUGUAAGCCCCUCUUCUUUGACCUGGCUCUCAACCACGUGGCCUUCCCACCCCUCGAAGACAAAGUGGAACAGAAGGGCAAGGGCGGCCUGACCGGCUACAUCAAGGGCAUCUUCGGCUUCGGCAGCUAAAUUGAGUCCCAGGCUUCCGUGAAGCCUUCAGGUUGGAAGCAGCCAUGGGCCCCCAUGAUAUUGAUAAACGGGCUGAGUGGGUUUCUAGAAAACUUUCUCCACCUGAACUGUGGAAAUAAUGUCUGUGUCUGGAAAUGGUACCCUGUUCCCUUGUGUAGUAGACAACUUGGUCAAAAGUAGUGCACUGCAUAGGGUAUAGAGCUCCAUUUUGAAAGCUACCAGUUUGAGACUUCCAUGUUCUAGAGGUUUCCAGGCCUUGUGUUUGUUGCCUUCAACAACCCCCAACACACUUUACAGAGGGAAACAAACCCAAUUGACUUUUUUUUUAACUCUUAAAAGCGCCUUGAUGUACUCAGUCUCGAUGUCAGUAUACAGGAGGGAGGGAGAGGAAGUGUUGUAUCAAUCACUAUCAAAAAGGACAAACUGUAUAAAUGCAGGCACACAGGGUAAAUCCGCGACCAAGUCUCAUAACACGUUCAUUUCUGAUCGUGGUCAUACUGUCUAAAUUCUGUCACCUCUGUAUUGCCUCAACUGUCUUAUGACUGUAAUAUCUAGAUUGUGAGACAAGUUCUCAAUAUAGAGAAUAAUAUAUCCGCCUGUCUUGUCCUGCACGCCGUUGUGGCACCAAUACAUCUCUGCAUGGUUGACAGUUAACGACUAGACCUCAGGAUUGAAAUGGUCCUGUUAAUUUCCUUAUACAACAAUGGGGUUCAGUGGCCAAUAACUUUAUAUUCGGUCCAGGAAAGGACUCUAUAAUGUGUUUAUAUUCUCUAAUGACAUGACUUUUUAAAACAUUUUAUGUAAGUUCUGUGUGUGUCAAAAGACAGAAUGACCUUUGAGGUCAAAUGGGACUGCUUAGGAUUCAGUUUGGCCUCACCCCCUGAAAGUCUAGGAGGCAGCGUUCAUGAACUUCUGUCCAAAGCAACCCUAGUAUGUCUAGAAAUAUUGUUUUAGUACACACUACUUCAUUGUAUCAGUUGGCUCCUAUUCCAACAGGUUUUAAAUGGGAGGGAGCGGCACCCUUUUUGAGUGGCUAACACCUCUUCCGCUUUUCCAGUACCAAAGCCAGUUCUGUAAUCAAGAGCCUUUAGCUAUUCAAUGGACCUCCUAUUUGCAUUUGUCUAUGAUGACAAACCGUGUUCUACAGGUUGUCAAUUUACCUUCUGUCCUCUCUUCAAUCUAACUCUUUGUUUUCUCUUUAAUUCGGGGUUAUAUAACUCUUAUGCUUUUUAUUUCAAUUCAUUUUUUUUUUUUCAACGUUGUCAUGUAUUAAUAAACAGGAUUUGGGUGAUGAUGCGUGUUGGAAUGGUUUCACACAUCACCCAAGAUGCCUGAAAAAUGAAUUCUGUAAACUUGAUUUGAAACUGAAGUGCAGUAUUGAAAGAGAAAAUUGUGAAAUGGAUCGUUUUCUGGCUUCUCAUUUAAAAAAACGAGACAUUUGCGGCAAACAUGA